CGCGCCCACCCAGGCCUCUCGCUCCGGCCCUUCCCUGCGCGCUGCUGCAAAAAUGGCUGGCAGCGACGCUGGCCGCAGCAGCGACAUCCCCGACUACGAGACGGUGGAGCUGAAUUCUCGGGUGCUACACGUGGCCUCCAUCGCUGCUCUCUGGAAGGAAAGGCUGCGCCCGGAGGAGCUGUCUCUGCAGCAGGCCGUGCUUGCGGACGACGACGCUGCGGUGGCCGAGGACUUGAACUGCACGCCGGAGAUCGCGGCCGAGCUGAGGGCUGUGUGCAGAGUUGAUGCACUGAAGAGCUCAGAUAAAGAAGAUACUGAAGUGAUACGUGAAGACACUAACUUGAUAACUCUUAGAAUUAGGCAAAGGGCUCUGCAGAGGCGAGAAAAAAACAUCAGUGUAGAUCGUGCAUGUAGACAAGAAACAUUUAUUUAUGAGAUGGAGUCACAUGCAAUUGGAAAGAGGCCAGAGGAUCCAAAAAAUCUAGUCAAGGAGUCAGAACUUGUUUUAACCCUCAAUAUUUUCUACCCAGUUAUAUUUCAGAAGCAUAAGCUCCGCAAGCCCUAUCAGACAUUGUUGGUUCUAGGUAGCCAAAAACUUACAGAGCUGAGAGAUUCCAUUUCCUGCGUCAGUGAUCUUCAGAUCGGUGGGGAGUUCAGCAAUCAACCUAACCAAGCACCUGAAAGUAUCAGCAAGGAUCUCUACAAGUCUGCCUUCUUUUAUUUUGAAGGUGUUUUUUACAAUGAUAGCAGGUAUGCAGAGUGCAGAGACUUAAGCAGGACAAUUAUCGAGUGGGCAGAAUCUCGCAACAGAGGCUAUGAGAAUCUUCAAGGUGUUAAAAUGGAAGACUACACAUUUAAUGACUUGAACAUCAAAAUAGGCUUCCCGUACCUUUACUGUCACCAAGGAGACUGUGAACACAUUGUUAUCAUCACAGAUAUCAGGCUCAUUCAUCGAGAUGACUGCCUGGAUAGAAGCCUCUAUCCUUUGUUAACGAAGAAGCAUUGGCUGUCGACCAAGAAAUGCUUUGUAUGCAAAAUGUACACAGCUAGAUGGGUGACCAAUGAAGACAGCCUUGCUCCACAAGACCCCUCUUUCUUUUGUGAUGUCUGCUUCCAAAUGCUUCAUUAUGAUGAAGAAGGCAACAAAUUGGGAGAGUUCCUUGCCUUUCCUUAUGUUGAUCCAGGGAUUUUCAAUUAAAGUGCAAGAAAAAAGAUGUUCCACUGCUGGAAUAUGUCCCAUCAAAUCACAUGGUCAAAAGUGGCCAUACCCGGGGGGGGGGUCAUUGUGUGUGCAUGGGGUAGAUAUGCACCCCAUGAAUGCCAUAUGUUGUGUGUUUGUAAGUUAUUGUGAUCCUUGCCAGCACGAUCAGGAGUAUCUUGGGUCUGGACUACAUAUUAUGCUAAGUAUGCUUUUUAGAAAGCUGGAUACUUCUAUUUCAAAGGAAAAGAUUAGGUGGCUUCCUGCCAAAAAAUUAUACUAGCUGUCACCUGCCUUCACAGGUGCUAUUUAUUGCACCUUCCAUAGUUACCUGACUGUGAAAGUGCAUUCUACAAUAAGCUAGUUCACUGUUUAAUCUGCCACUUAUCUCUGGGUUUAUCAUCCUUGCAAUCUUUCUGAACCUUUUCUAACAUUCAACAUCCUCCUUCAACUUGUUUUUAACUUAAAAAGGAAAGCUGAGUUUCCCCAUUUCCAUUCCAACUGCCACACCAUUUUGUUUACCUAGCUGCCAAAAUGCAGGCCUCUUCUCAGGGUCCUCAAAAAUGACCGGAGGUGGGUGGGGGGGAGACAGGGACGGAAUAACAGUGUCUGACUAGGCAUGCCUGGAACAGUACUUCAUUUCCCCGUACACUGUUGGUGAGCAAGUCCAAGGGUCGCAUCACUCCUGUCUUAAUGGAUGUUGCCAUGUUUGCUUUUUAAGUGUUCUUACUAGAAAAUCUUACCAGAUUGUAUUUGAAAUUUAAGUUUCAUGACAUUAAACCUAGCCCUGUAGAAAUGGUGAGAACUGAAGGUCUUAUUGACAUGUCUCUCCCUUUCAGGAGAGGAUCAAGUGCUGGGUUUCAUAAAAGCCAGUUUUCCUCUCUGUGAGAGAUUUGAAAUUCCUGAGCAGAACAUACUGCACUGAACAUGCUGCUCCCUGGAUUUAAUUUUGAUUUUUGACAAUCUGUUAUUCUGCAGGUACAUCUCUUCUUUUGUAAAUGUGUUUAUUUAUAUAUGGAUUUGUAUGUUCCACAUGUUCCUUUUAUGUUAUUGUACUGAUGUUUUGAUUUUUUUAAAUAUAAACACUUUAACACUGUA
Molecule: messenger RNA, 2296 nt
Organism: Varanus komodoensis (Komodo dragon)
Lineage: Eukaryota; Metazoa; Chordata; Lepidosauria; Squamata; Varanidae
Gene: SNAPC3
Product: small nuclear RNA activating complex polypeptide 3
Exons: 9
Coding region: 53-1198 (381 amino acids)
Biological process (GO): snRNA transcription by RNA polymerase II; snRNA transcription by RNA polymerase III
Cellular component (GO): snRNA-activating protein complex
Molecular function (GO): RNA polymerase II cis-regulatory region sequence-specific DNA binding; core promoter sequence-specific DNA binding; bent DNA binding
Source: RefSeq, a predicted model, not a curated record